Heteronotia binoei (common prickly gecko) is the source of this 3733-nucleotide messenger RNA. RefSeq names its product probable glutamate receptor. The transcript has 11 exons. The record is from RefSeq and is a predicted model, not a curated record. Gene Ontology annotation, biological process: synaptic transmission, glutamatergic; monoatomic ion transport; modulation of chemical synaptic transmission. Gene Ontology annotation, molecular function: AMPA glutamate receptor activity; transmitter-gated monoatomic ion channel activity involved in regulation of postsynaptic membrane potential. Gene Ontology annotation, cellular component: dendritic spine; postsynaptic membrane; AMPA glutamate receptor complex. Bases 192 to 1646 code for a protein of 484 amino acids. Lineage: Eukaryota; Metazoa; Chordata; Lepidosauria; Squamata; Gekkonidae.
GAUUGGGGGCAGAGCGAGGUGGCUGUUGGGAGGAAGUUCCCACCGUUUGUUUUACAGCCCCUCCAAAACAGGUUUGCACAGUAAAAUAGAGCCUCUGAUUUCCCUGUGUUAGUCUGACCAAUUGGAUUGAGUGUACAGCUUUCAACAACUCCCAUGGGCCUUCCUUCUCCGGAGCAGCCAUUUGUAUCUCAAUGGACAAAUCUCUCUGGGUUGCCUUUUGUCUGGCUACCGCUCUGCUCUUCCUUGACAAAUCCAACCAAGCAGAUGCUGCGGAGAAUGGGGAUUAUAUCAGCAAGGAUGCCGAUUCUGUUCGAGGAGGCGGGAAAGACUUGCCGAUGUUGUACGUCACAACCAUCUUGGAAGACCCCUAUGUGAUGGCCAGCGGCACUGAACUGGAGGGCUACUGCAUUGACCUUCUGCAGAAGCUGUCUGAAAUGCUUCACUUCAGGUACAAGGUGGGCAUUGUGAAGGAUGGGAAAUAUGGCACGUUGAACACCAACGGGAAUUGGACCGGGAUGAUUGGCGAGAUCGUGAGGAAGGAGGCAGAUCUGGCUGUCGCUCCGCUCACCAUCACAUCCACUAGGGAAGAUGUCGUUGACUUCACCCAGCCCUUCCUGCAUACGGGCAUCGGCAUCCUGCUCGAGAAGGACACCACCUUGGAAGACGCUUCCCUUUUCCAUUUCCUGGCCCCCUUCAGCAAGGAAAUGUGGGCCGGCAUCCUGGCAGCCUACGUUAUAUCCUCCCUCUGCUUGUUCCUGGCUGCCAGGGUGAGUCCCUGUGAAUGGGAUGGAAACGAAGACACUCCUUUUACCUUCCUGAACAGCCUUUGGUUUGGAGCAGGAUCACUUGCAUUACAAGGCGCUGUGCCUCCCCCCAAGUCUCUCUCUGUGCGGAUCAUCUCUGCCAUCUGGUGGCUAUUCAGCAUCGUCCUGCUGACCGCCUACAUUGCCGGCUUCAGCUUCGUUUUGGAGUCAGACUCUGACCAGCUCUCCAUCCAAACCUUUGAAGACCUGGUGAAGCAGAGGCACCUGGAGUUCGGGACCAUGGCGAGCUCUUCUACACUACUCUAUUUCAAGAACUCCAAGAAUCCAGUUCAGCAGAUGGUCUAUGAGUCCAUGAACAAAAAGAAGGACACUGUUUUUGCCCAGAACUACCACGAGGCCAUUCAACGAGUGCUGAAUUCAAAUUAUGCUUUCAUUGGGGAAACUGUCUCUCAAGAUCUAGCUGUUGCUCGGCACUGCAACUUGAUCCGGACUCCGGAGGUCCUUGGAGCCAGGGGCUUUGGCCUUGCUACCCCACAAGGGUCCCCUUGGACUAACAAACUGUCAGUGGCGAUCCUGAAACUCGGAGAAGCCGGUGAUCUCGACUACCUUCGGAGCAAGUGGUGGGAGAGCAGCUGCUCCCUGGACGACCACGACAAGUGGAGCCCACUGAAACCCCAAGCCCUUGGUGGAAUCUUUCUCGUCCUCGCCCUGGGCCUUGCGAUAGGAAUGAUCGUCGCACUUCUUGAAUUGUCCAAAAAAAGCCGGCGCACAGCUGACCAGGAGAAGAAGUCCUGCUGCUCCGUGUUCACCGAGGAGCUGAGCCAGCGCUUCCGACCAAGAGAAAUUAAGAAGCAAGAAACUGCAGGGAAAUCCAAACCGUGAGACGUGGUGGAGGUAGAAGGUCAAGCGAUAAUGAACUGUCUUCUUUUGACCCUACUGUAUAUUCCAUAGCGGAACUCUCUGAGCUCCUUCUAACUCCUUCUGGCUGGAAGGGGGAAAAAAAUUUAGAAUAGCUUCCUUUUAAUAACACAAACCUAUAAGGAAACUUCUGUGUAAUGUUGUACAUGAACGAAGAGGUCAGGGAAUUUGCUUGCGCCAGGGUUCUGGUUUCUAACCUUUCUAGUACUCAAGCCUGCUUGAGUGCGGAUUACCCUUUCCCGCAAACUGCGUUAGCAAAAUGAUGAGCACCGACGGCAGGCAUUUGGGGACCUAAUCAAAGCUAUGCAAACCGCCCAGUAAUGGGGUGGCCUUACAGAACAGCCACGGCUGGGUGAAUGAAAGCGUGCCGUCUUCAGGCAGAGAGGGGCAGAACUGAGCUUCUGGAUAAUCUCUUUUAAAGGAAGAGCACUGUUUCUGGCUGUUUGAGCUGUGAAUAGGUUGUUUAAGUGUGCAGGUAAGGGUGGUUGUGACGUCUCAGAGGGAUUGCUAGCUAGCAUUUCGGCCAGUUGCUGGCAGAGCUCUGGUUCCAGUUAAGUGUGUGGACUCUUAUCUGGGAGAACCAGGUUUGAUUCCCCCACUCCUCCACUUGCAGCUGCUGGAAUGGCCUUGGGUCAGCCAGAGCUCUGGCAGAGGUUGUCCUUGAAAGGGCAGCUGCUGAGAGAGCCCUCUCAGCCCCACCCACCUCAAAGGGUGUCUGUUGUGGGCGAGGAAGAUAUAGGAGAUUGUAAGCCACUCCGAGUCUCUGAUUCAGAGAGAAGGGUGGGGUAUAAAUCUGCAGUCUUCUUCUUCUUCCUGCACUUGUGCGGCUUCUUGCCUUUCCCCACAAUUUCCAACCCCCCCCUCCUCCAAGACUUUUAGGCAAAGUAGAACACGUGCUCUGUGUGUAGGAUUUACACAGGUUGAAGUUCUUCUUAUGGAGGCCCAGAAGAACUUCUUUUCCAGGAGAGUAUGCAGCCCUGAAAAACUGCCACUGUGGUUGCUGUUAACUGGUUGUUGUUCAUGAGGUGAGGGCAUUUAACCAAAUGUUUAAUGAAAUAUAAACCAACCAUCAUAAGGGGCUCCAUAGACCCCAGGCUGGGUCUGGCAGAAUGAAGGCAGGAGGCAUUCAAGAGAGUGCCACGUAAUCGACAAGGGGCUACUUGCCGGCUAGGACAGCAGCAUGCAUGUCUGUAACAACCAGGACUUCUUUCUUAAAAGGUCUCAGUGAAGUUCAGUUAUAGCUUAAACUCCGGCGUGAUUCACAAGCCCUGGUUAGUCUAGGGAGAAGGCUCAGAAGAUUCCAGGCCCUCCCAUGCUCUCUUCCUUCCCAUAGCUGCACACUUCUGCUUUUGCAGAAAGCCCUAGCUUAAAUGGAACAAUCUGCAGUCCCUUAAGAACAUCAGAAGAGCCCUGCUGGAUCAGACCAAACCAGCAUCCUGCCUUACCCAGCAGCCAUCCAGUUCCUCUGGAAGGCCUAUAACAGGGCACAGAGGCCAAGGCCUUCCCCUGAUGUUGCCUCCUGGCUCUGGGAUUCAGAGGAUGAGUGCCUCAGAAUGUGGAGGUUCCCCUUCCCACCUAGCCAGGAUUAAACAGUAACAAACUGGUUUUGCUACAGGAGUGGGGAAACAGUUCAUUCCUUUCCAAGCUGCAUUCAAAAUGUUGUAGGAGGAAGCCUGUCGCGAUGCCAGACGGUGACCUGAAGUUGCGACAGCUCAAAAUGUAGUACAGACAGAGCGCAAGCAACAGUGGCUUGAGAGACAAGAGCGUUGUGGUCCUGUGGGGGGUGGGAAGCUCAGGCAGCCAAUCUGUAUUGAGUGAAAGGGCUGACGAAUGAGAGGAUGCAGCCUGUUAGGGCGCAAGCGAAACGGAGAUGUUUUAUACGUGCUCUUGGCCCCUGUAGAGCUAUCGGAACGCCCUUCUAAGGGGCAGUGAGAACUUUAAAAAAAAAAAGAAAUAAAGGAAGCCAGUUUGCUUUGUAAACAGGACAAAGAAAUAGAAGCAUUUUUAUGUGUAUCACAAAACAUGACUAAAUAAAAGGAGUUGUGAUCAAA